CCGAAAAUGUUAAAAUCUAAAAUCCCAAAAAGAAACGAAGAGGACACAUAACAUUCUAUAAAUAUACAUGAUGGUUAGUCUUAGUAAUUCACAUCACAAGUCAGCAGUCCCCAAGUAACAACUCUCCAAAAAAAACAGAAAAAAUGGCUCCUCGUGUGAUCUUUCUUCUCCUCUCCCUUGUUUUUCUCUACCUGACAAACACAUCACACUCGUUGGAAAAGUUUCAAUCAUUUAUACACCCAAUAAAAAAAGACGAGGCCACAAAAACCUAUACCAUCCCUCUGUCCAUCGGCUCAAGUUCCACCCACGAGUUCGUCCUUGACCUCAACGGAGUCGCACCGUUAUCGCAAAACUGCGCCACAGCCGCCAAAUCCUCAAGCUUCCACCCCAUCAGAUGCGGCUCAACGAGAUGCACCUACGCAAACCCGACCUUCUCCUGUCCCAGCAACCCCACCACUAAGACGAAGACACCGUGUCGCUCCUCCGACAAUGCCCGGCUCUUCCGCGACACCGUCCCGUUAUUUUACUCAUCCAAUGGAGUAUACACUAGGGACAGUGAAAAGAGCUCUUCGCUGAGUUUGACCUGCACUGAUGGUGGUCCUUUGAAAGGAACCAUCGGUCUCGCUAACACUCACUUGUCCAUUCCCACGCAGCUAGUCUCCAUGUACAAGCUUCCUCCAAAGAUGGCUCUCUGUUUGCCUUCCACCGAAAAAUCAAAAACUUAUUCUGGUGACCUUUGGAUCGGUAAAGGGGAGUACUACUAUCUGCCUUACUUAAAAGAUGUUUCUACGAUCUUUGCCUCCACGCCUCUGAUCAAUGACAAGUCCGGUGAGUACUUAAUCGAUGUGAAGUCCAUCCAAAUCGGUGGAAAGAACGUUCCCAUACUCCAUGGAGCCACAAAGAUCUCCACUUUGGCGCCUUACACCGUAUUGGAAACUUCCAUCUACAAGGCUCUUGUCACAGACUUCUUCGGAAACGCCAAGAUGGCUAAAGCUCCAGCCGUGAAGCCUUUUGGUGCGUGCUUCAGCUCCAAUGGAGGACGUGGAGCUCCCGUGAUCGACCUAGUGCUGAGCGGAGGGGCUAAGUGGAGGAUCUACGGGUCUAAUUCGCUGGUGAAUGUGAAUAAAAAAGUGGUUUGUUUAGGGUUUGUGGACGGAGGUGUGAAUCCGAAGAACCCUAUAGUGAUUGGAGGCUUUCAGAUGGAAGAUAAUUUGGUGGAGUUCGAUCUCAAAGCUUCCAAGUUUUCUUUCUCUUCUUCUCUUUUGCUUCACAACACUUCUUGUUCAGUAGCUAGAUUAUCACCUUUCUAAUUAAUGCGCGUGAUUAAAUAUCGAUGUUGCAUAUCAUUUGCUUUCAACAAUAAAUAAAGCGAGAUAUAGCAGCAGUGUCGUUUUGAAUAAGUUGAACUUUUCUAAAAUUUUACA
Messenger RNA from Camelina sativa (false flax), 1424 nucleotides. Its product is annotated as putative aspartic proteinase GIP2. Gene Ontology annotation, biological process: proteolysis. The record is from RefSeq and is a predicted model, not a curated record. Gene Ontology annotation, molecular function: aspartic-type endopeptidase activity. Lineage: Eukaryota; Viridiplantae; Streptophyta; Magnoliopsida; Brassicales; Brassicaceae.